GGCGCCGGGGAGCGGGCCACUGUGAGUCAGUACAUCAUGACGACAGCUCCUGACAGUGCUCGCCUUCCCAGCUUCUGGGUGUCCCUUCAGGUGUUGUGGUCUUAGCUGUGAGAGGGGAAGGGCGUGAGGCGUUUCUGAUCCGACAGUAUGGAGGAAGGAAGAGGCGACAACUUCGAAGGUGUGAGCACCGACCGCCUGAAAAUGGAGUCACUGGAGGAAAUCCGUUUGAAGGAUAUAGUGCAACUAUCAAUGCUUGAAAUAAGACGCAAGAUAGCGGAACUGGAAGCCAAACUCAAUUCUGAUGAUGAAGGUGGUGAAUGGAAAAUUCAUUAUGAGACACAACUUGAACUGAAUGAUCAACUAGAAGAGAAGAGAAUUGAUUGUCUUCUAUCUGUGUCUAUGAACAAAUGCCAGUGUCUCAUCAUGCCACUUGAAUACUUAAAUACAUUACUUAAACAGCUAGGAAAAGAGAAAAGAAGCCUUGAAAAUCAAGUGAAAGACUGUGCACUGAGACUGGAACAAGAAUCAAAGGCUUACCACAAGACCAACAAUGAGCACCGUAGAUACCUAGCUGAAAUGUCUCAGGUCUCUGACUCAUACCAAGUUUCUAAAAGGCAACAGAUGGAUCAACUGCCUAGAAUGAAAGAGAAGCUAGUGAAAAUGGGAAGAUAUAAUCCAGUUAAUCGGAAGACAAUGAAUGCCAAGAGAGGACCAGUAAAAAAGAUUACGAGAUCAAACCAUCUUCCAAAACUCAAUCUAUAAUUCUAGAACUGGGUGGAUUUCUAUUUCUUCCCUCUUUUCAUCUAUAAUAUUCAACUUGUGAAGUUAAUGUUGAACACAUUUUUCAGAGAAUGAAAUAGACAAAAAGAGCUAUCAAACUUCUCUUUAGCUCCUCCUCUUCCAGAAGUUUGUUCCUUUGUCUGUAUGAAAGUAAUUUUUUAAGUGAUCCUAAAAUAUCUAAUAGCAUUGCUUAUGAUUUAAAAAAUAUCCUAGGAGG
Neomonachus schauinslandi (Hawaiian monk seal) is the source of this 997-nucleotide messenger RNA. It is a transcript of the gene CCDC169, whose product is annotated as coiled-coil domain containing 169. NCBI's taxonomy places the organism in Eukaryota, Metazoa, Chordata, Mammalia, Carnivora, Phocidae. The coding region runs from base 148 to 762 and encodes 204 amino acids. The record is from RefSeq and is a predicted model, not a curated record. The transcript has 8 exons.